AUGACAUACUCAAUAUUUUGGAAAAUAAAAAGAGAGGAACAUAAAUACAUUGAACUGUUCAUAAGAAAGCUGGACAAAAUUAUAUUAUCCAAAUUUGCUAUACGACAACACGAACAGCUCCGCGUCGUCAUUGCGCGUGUUCUGCGGCCAGCUGGUACGCCAUCCACUGAAACUCAACCUGAAACCCAACCGCACAAUGGCGAACUUACCCCGGUAGAUCAGGUUAAUCUAGCCUAUGAGUUCGUCAAAGAGGUGGAUUGCCUUGAUGUGAGCAUUGAAGGCACAACGGCAUGGGAUGCGGCUCAGCGCCGGUAUGAGGAACAGAUUGCGCGAGUGGAAACGGCGAUUACCUCCAGGCUAAGGGAUCAGCUGGGAUCAGCAAGAAAUGCAAAUGAGAUGUUCAGCAUCUUCAGUCGCUUCAACGCACUUUUCUGUCGUCCACAAAUCCUCGGCGCUGUCCGAGAAUACCAAACCCAACUAAUCCAAAGGGUAAAGGAAGAUAUCGAAAGACUGCAGGCUAAGUUUACGAAGCAGUACGCAGACAAUCGUGGUGAAAUUCUGACG
Messenger RNA from Strongylus vulgaris, 564 nucleotides. The record is from the annotation of a GenBank genome assembly. NCBI's taxonomy places the organism in Eukaryota, Metazoa, Nematoda, Chromadorea, Rhabditida, Strongylidae.